AUGGCGACCAUGAGAGCAGUCGACAUCAAAGAAGGCAAAGGCGGCAUCUCUAACCUCUACAUCAACGACCAAACGCCCAAACCCACGCCAACCGCCGCCCAAGCCCUCAUCAAAGUCAAAGCCUUUGGUCUCAACCGCAUGGACCUGCUGCAGCGAGAAGGCAUGUACCCCGUCCCGCCUCAAGCGCCUAAGACUCUUGGUGUGGAGUUCAGCGGCACGAUUGAAGAGCUUGCCGGUGAGAGCGAGCAGGGUUUCAAGAAGGGGGAUAAGGUGUUUGGGCUGGCGUACGGGGGUGCGUAUGCGGAGUAUAUUGCUGUGAGCACACAUAUGCUGGUGCAUAAGCCGGAGGAGCUGAGUUGGGAGGAGUGUGCUGGGAUUCCUGAGACAUGGAUCACAGCAUUGCAGGCCAUGUACCUGAUUGGAGAGUUUGCGCCUGGCAAGAGCAUCCUAUGGCAUGCCGGCGCGAGCUCGGUCUCGAUUGCAGGCCAGCAGCUUAGUGUGGCCAACGGUGCUUCGGCGACUUUUGCCACGACGAGGUCGGAUGAGAAGUGCAAGUUCUGCGUCGACGAGCUUGGUGCGAAAGCGGCGUAUAACACCAAGACCCAGAAAUGGGAAGAGGAGGUGUCCAAGGCCACCGAUGGCAAAGGCGUGGACAUCAUUGUCGAUUACAUCGGUGCAGACACAUUCGCCGCCAACCUCAACGCCGCCGCACGCGAUGGCCGGAUAGUCAACCUUGCGGCAUUGUCAGGCGCAAAGUUAAAGCCUGAGCAAGCGCAGAAAGUGGACCUGAGCAACUUCGUCCGAAAGAGGAUCCGCUUCGAAGGCAGCAGCUUGCGGAGUCGCGAUGAGAUGUACCAGGGUCGACUAAGGGACCAGCUAGUCGACCAUGCUUUGCCGAAGUUUAAGGACGGGUCGUUCAAGGUGUUUGUCGAGAAGGUGUUCAAGUGGGAGGACAUCCAGGAGGCCCAUCGGCUGAUGGAGUCGAAUCAGACGAAGGGGAAGCUGAUUUGUGUGAUUGAGUAG
Messenger RNA from Saxophila tyrrhenica, 1023 nucleotides. RefSeq lists its product as uncharacterized. The transcript is spliced from 3 exons. NCBI's taxonomy places the organism in Eukaryota, Fungi, Ascomycota, Dothideomycetes, Mycosphaerellales, Extremaceae. The record is from RefSeq and is a predicted model, not a curated record. Gene Ontology annotation, molecular function: oxidoreductase activity, acting on NAD(P)H; NADPH binding. Bases 1 to 1023 code for a protein of 340 amino acids.